UCCAAGGAUUGAAGCAGCAGCUGGAAGUGUCGUAUUUUAGGGCACAUCUUUAUCAUGUCUCGUUACGGUUAGGAGCUGGAAACCCGUGCAAUGAUCCUAAAGCCUCAGGAUCUCUCACAGGGCACUAUAAAAAUAUCAAGCAAAAUUACAUAAAGCCAAUCUAAGUCUCAGAGGGACUGGUCAACAGGGUGACAGACAAGGAAGAGAAAAUCAGGAAAAAAGUUUUGAGCUGAACAAAAUAGAGUAUACGGAAGCGAGAUAUCAAAACAUCAAGGGGGAUCAUUUCCUAGUUCACAAAAAGAGGGAAACAUCUGGAAGUCACUGGAAAGGAAAAACUCAUUUGGGCAGCCACAUAAGACAGACCGUAAUGCAGGCCUUGCCCUCUGAGGAAGGAAACAGUAACAUGAAUCAAAGCUCUAUCCAACAAGGGAUUCAGAGUACUUUUGAUGUCAUUGAGAAUCCAAAAAUAUCAGUGGUGGAAAAGAUCCACAGAUGUGCCAAUUGUGGGAAAAGCACAGAUUGUAGAUCGCAGCUGAAUAUUCACGAGGGGAUCCACACUGGAGAAAAGCCAUAUCAAUGCACCCAAUGCACCAAAAGCUUUGGUCAGAACAGCUCACUUUUGGUUCAUGGAAGGACUCACAAGAGAGAGGAGCUCUAUCAGGGCUCCCAAUGCAGCAAAAGCUACAGCGAGCUGGGCAAGUUGAUAAUACACCAGAGGACUCACACUGUGGAGAAACCGUUUGAGUGUCCAGAUUGUGGGAAAGGUUUCAGUCAGAAUUCCUACCUGGUGAUACACAAGAGGAUUCACACAGGAGAGAAAGCUUUUGAAUGUCCUGACUGUGGGAAAUGUUUCAGUCGUAAUAACAGCCUGGUGAACCACCAGAGGACUCACAGAGGUGAGAAACCUUAUUGUCCAGAAUGUGGAAAAAGUUUCAGUUAUAAUUCUGACUUGGUGCAACAUCAGAGGACUCACACAGGAGAAAAACCCUUUGAAUGUCCUGACUGUGGGAAACGUUUCAGUCAGAAUUCCAGCCUGGUGAUACACCAGAGGAUUCACACAGGAGAGAAACCCUUUGAAUGUCCUGAUUGUGGGAAAAGUUUCAGUCGUAAUUCCUCUCUGGUGAUACACCAGAGGAUUCACACAGGAGAGAAACCCUUUGAAUGUCCUGUGUGUGGGAAAAGUUUCAGUGAGAAUUCCAGCCUGGUGAACCACCAAAGGAUUCACACAGGAGAAAAGCCAUUUGAAUGUCCUGUCUGUGGGAAACAUUUCAGUCAUAAUUUCAGUCUGGUGUUACACCAGAGGACUCACACAGGAGAUAAACCUUAUCAUUGUCCAGACUGUGGAAAAAGUUUCAGUCAGAAUUCCAGCCUGGUGAAACACCAGAGGACACACAAAGGAGAGAAACCCUUUGAAUGUCCUGUUUGUGGGAAAAGUUUCAGUGAGAAUUCCAGCCUGGUAAACCAUCAGUGGAUCCACACUGGAGAAAAGCCAUUUGAAUGUCCUAUCUGUGGGAAAAGUUUCAGUCAUAAUUCCAGCCUAGUGAGACACCAGAGGACUCACACAGGAGAGAAACCUUAUCAUUGUCCAGACUGUGUAAAAAGUUUCAUUUAUAAUUUUGACCUGGUGAAACACCAGAGGACUCACACAAGAGGGAAACCGUUUGAAUGUCCUGUUUGUGGGAAACGUUUCACUGAGAAUUCCAGCCUGGUGAACCACCAAUGGAUUCACACAGGAGAAAAGCCAUUUGAAUGUCCUAUCUGUGGGAAAAGUUUCAGUCAUAAUUCCAGCCUGGUGAGACACCAGAGGACUCACACAGGAGAAAAACCAUUAGUGUCCGGAUUAUGGAAAACAUUUCAUUCGGAAUUCCGACCUGGUGACACAUCAGUGGACUCGCAUGGGGGAGAAACCUUUCAGAUGUCGUUUGUGGAUGUUACUUCAGGCAUAAAUCAUCCUUUAUUACACACAAUGAAGUCCAUAUGAGGCAAAACUAAAUGAGUUUAUAGACGACUUGAAUUUCAUUUGUGAUAUUUCAUUGAGGUGUAGGUGAGGAAUUGACUAUUCGAAUUCUGGCUUGAUUACUUUCUAGUGAAACAUGACUCAGAAUUAGAGUUGUAAGUGGAGAGAAAGCAAAAAUGAAAAAAGCCUUAAUACCAAUUUCUGGUUAUCAGCAGCAGUUACUGGAUAUUUCCUUUUGCAGAAGGAAAUACUACUCGAUGUUGCUCGUGGGAAGCGACGCCUGUGGGGGCCAGGCAGAGUUGGGGGAGAUCUAGGGGGUCUCUGGCAGGUGGGGCGGUGGGCAGGAGGCUUGUUCUGUGGGGUGAGGUGAGGCAAGGUGAGGCAGGGCAGAGGUGCCAUUGUCGCAGGGCAAGGCAGGGGCCGGGGCGGCUGCUGCUGGACACCAUCGAACCCCAGACACAGAGGCCUGCAAGCACAUGGGGACCAACAGUGUCCGUCAGCAGCCACAGCUGGCCGGCUCCUUGACCGGCACACUCUAGGGCUACGCAGCCCACUGCCAGCAGUUCAGACAAACCGCCUCUGAGCUGAACGGCUGUCUGACAGCUGAGGAGGCAAUGCAGUGGGUCCUGCCCAGGAAAAUGAGAGCAUGCAAGGCCAGGAGGGAUGGAACGGGGGGGAGGGAAACCAGCCAUGCUGGGAUGCA
This is a messenger RNA of Crotalus tigris (Tiger rattlesnake), 2660 nucleotides long. Its product is annotated as zinc finger protein OZF-like. The record is from RefSeq and is a predicted model, not a curated record. The transcript has 3 exons. Bases 368 to 1981 code for a protein of 537 amino acids. Lineage: Eukaryota; Metazoa; Chordata; Lepidosauria; Squamata; Viperidae.